Messenger RNA from Trichophyton rubrum CBS 118892, 963 nucleotides. RefSeq lists its product as uncharacterized. Gene Ontology annotation, molecular function: AMP transmembrane transporter activity; ADP transmembrane transporter activity; FAD transmembrane transporter activity. Gene Ontology annotation, cellular component: peroxisomal membrane. The record is from RefSeq and is a predicted model, not a curated record. The transcript is spliced from 3 exons. NCBI's taxonomy places the organism in Eukaryota, Fungi, Ascomycota, Eurotiomycetes, Onygenales, Arthrodermataceae. Bases 1 to 963 code for a protein of 320 amino acids.
AUGUCUCAGUCUCAAGCAGCUGCUACUUCUGUAACUCAGAAAUCCAAGCCUGCGCCUACCAUUGCUGCGCAACAGGGGGACAAUAUUGCGCAUGCUUUGGCUGGCGCUGGUGGUGGAAUCCUGUCCAUGAUCUUGACAUAUCCGCUGAUCACACUCUCUACCCGUGCGCAAGUCGAAUCGAAGCGUGCUGAUUCUUCGACGAUCGAGGCCAUCCGCCAUAUCAUCAAGCGAGAAGGUAUCAGGGGACUUUACUCUGGCCUAGAGUCCGCCGUCUUCGGCAUCAGCGUUACCAACUUCGUCUACUACUAUUGGUACGAAUGGACUCGCGCUGCAUUCGAGAAAGCCGCUGCAAGAGCCGGCAGGGCUUCGAAGAAGCUUACAACUGCGGAAUCGAUGAUUGCUGGCGCACUGGCUGGUAGCGCUACGGUGAUGAUUACCAACCCUAUUUGGGUAGUAAAUACUCGUAUGACGGCUCAGCGAUCAUCCACCGAAGGCGGUGACAAGAAGGCGAAAACGACUAUUGAGACGCUGAAGGACCUCUUGCGUCAGGAGGGCCCGGCGGCGCUCUUCGCUGGAGUUCUGCCGGCUCUUAUCUUGGUCAUCAACCCUAUUCUGCAGUAUACUUUCUUCGAGCAGCUGAAGAACAUUGUUGAGCGGCGAAGAAAGAUGACUGCCACAGAUGCUUUCUAUCUGGGCGCCCUCGGAAAGCUCCUAGCUACUUCCAUCACCUACCCAUACAUCACCGUCAAGAGCCGGAUGCAUGUUGCCAACAAGGAGGGACCAAAGGAGAGUUUGAACGACAAGUUCAAGAAAAUCAUCAAGGAGGAAGGAUGGGCUGGUCUGUAUAAAGGAAUUGGACCGAAGGUCAGUCAGAGUGUUCUCACUGCUGCCUUCCUGUUUGCCUUUAAGGACGUCCUCUAUGACAGCAUGGUUGCUCUCCGCCGACGAACUAUCCGGAAGUAA